Messenger RNA from Carlito syrichta (Philippine tarsier), 283 nucleotides. RefSeq names its product runt-related transcription factor 2. Lineage: Eukaryota; Metazoa; Chordata; Mammalia; Primates; Tarsiidae. The transcript has 3 exons. The record is from RefSeq and is a predicted model, not a curated record. Gene Ontology annotation, molecular function: DNA-binding transcription factor activity, RNA polymerase II-specific; ATP binding; RNA polymerase II cis-regulatory region sequence-specific DNA binding. Gene Ontology annotation, cellular component: nucleus. The annotation marks the transcript as partial. Gene Ontology annotation, biological process: neuron differentiation; hemopoiesis; regulation of cell differentiation.
ACGCUGCCCGUCGCCUUCAAGGUAGUGGCGCUGGGGGAUGUGCCAGAUGGAACAGUGGUGACUGUGAUGGCCGGCAACGACGAGAACUAUUCUGCGGAACUGCGCAAUGCUUCGGCCGUCAUGAAGAACCAGGUGGCCAGGUUCAACGACCUCCGCUUCGUGGGCCGCAGCGGGCGAGGGAAGAGCUUCACACUGACCAUCACCGUGUUCACCAACCCCACCCAAGUGGCCACCUACCACCGAGCCAUCAAGGUGACUGUGGAUGGACCCCGGGAGCCCAGAC